UUAAAGUACGGCUCAUAAUGACAAAUUGGUUCAACAAUUCGUUAUUUUACAGUACAUGUAUAUACUACGUUUAGUGUACAAGUAUGAAACUCAUCUGGAUAUCAAAUAAUAUUUUGUUCAUGUUAUUAAGUUUUAGAUAUGUACUUGCGGAUCGGGAUAGAGAUGAAGGUUUAGAAGGCUUUAGUACUGUCAGAAAAGGUAUUUUAGAGAAAACGUUUACCGUUCAGUUCAAUGGCACGGAGGAGUUGGCCAAGCAAUGUUUGGAAAGUCAAGGAUUUAAGUUCGAGAAAAAGAUUGCUGGAAAUAUUUACCGUGUCACCAAAGAAGGGAUAUCUCCAGUGAAAAGCAUCGAUGACAUGGCACAACAGCUUAUGAACAGUCCUGGCAAACUUUGUACAUCUGUGCUUAACUUAUGGAGAGAAACGAUCGAAGAUCGAGCAACACGUUCAGCAAUACCAGAACGAUCAAAAAGACAAACCCUGGAUGACGCACAGUGGAACGAACAGUGGUAUCUAAACGACGCUCACAGCCCCAGUAUGGGUGUGGCAACUGCGUGGACGAAAGGCUACAGUGGGGCGGGGAUAAAGAUCAUGGUCGUUGAUGAUGGCCUGGAAACAACUCACACUGAUCUAAGCAACAAUUACUUAUCACACUUGGGAUAUGACGUUUUUACCGACACAACAAACCCGACACCAGACCCAAGCACAGACAGCCAUGGUACAAGCUGUGCAGGGAUCAUCGCUGCCGAAGAUAACACAGAGUGCGUCAUUGGGAUUGCCUACGGUUCCAAAAUAGGAGGUGUACGGCUAAUAGCAUCGACUGGAGCCACCACUUCUCAAGAGGCCGAAGCGUUGGUUUACAAAAAAGAUGAAAUUGACAUAUACAGUAACAGUUGGGGAGCUCCGGACGACGGCCAAACAAUUGCUCCAAUUAGCACUAUUCAAGAACAGGCACUUAUUGAUGGAACAACAAACGGGAGAAAUGGUCUAGGAGCUAUAUAUUCCUGGGCUGCAGGAAAUGGCGGGUACGAGGACGAUGAUUGCAACUAUGAUGGCUACGCAAACAGUCCUUAUACAAUAGCUGUGACUUCGUUACAAACGAGUUCGGCCCCAGCGGAUUAUUCAGAACCGUGCUCAGCGCUUAUGUGUGCAACAUAUGGCGGCGACUAUAAUGAUGAUUUCAUUGCAACGACGGAUGUAUCAAAUGGAUGUACUACAACGUUUGUAGGAACCUCCGCCGCUUGUCCUGUUGCCUCAGGGAUAUUUGCCCUCGUCCUUGAAUCAAAGCCUAGUCUUACAUGGAGGGAUAUACAGCAUAUUAUAGUGGAGACCGCCAACAACGACCUUCACAGUUCUCACGACUUUUACCUCAACGGAGCCCAAAAGAAAGUGAGCACUACAGCUGGGUUCGGCCUUCUCGAUGCGGAUGCCAUGAUUACCAAAGCUGCCAGUUGGACGACGGUGCCAGAAAGACUUAGUUGUGAAUCACAGCAGGGUAUUGUGAACAGUGCUGCAGCCGUGGAAAUCCUGAACACAAUCACCAUUAGCGAAUGCGCGAUCAAUUACCUAGAACACGUUGAGAUUACGGCUCAAAUUUCAACUAACAUUACCGGGCAUAUGGAGCUUUACUUAAUGUCACCAAACGGGGCGGGCUGGACACGCAUCUUAAAACACCGAAACGAGGACACAUCCAGUGGAACUCUUGUGAAUCACAGAUUUAUGUCCGUUCAUCAAUGGAGGGAGGGGGCGAAUGGUGACUGGACUAUUAAACUCUCUGACUCAAACGGCGGACAUGUGUUGAUAUUUUAUGAUUGGAAAAUCAAACUCUACGGAACCAGCACGGAUCCGCUAGCAACUAAAGAAGACGACAACGUGAACGUCGGAGCUAUAGUCGGUGGUGUUGUAGGUGGGGUUGCUGUGGUAGGAGGUGUAGUCGCCGUUGUAGGUUACGUGGUGAUGGGUAACAAGGCCACUGCAAGUGUAGCCCCAACUACUUCGUGAGCACAAAUUACGCUCCAUUGGAAACAAAGAUAGCAACAGUUUCGUCGCAAGCUUCUAUGUAAAUGUGAAUUUCAUCUGAAGAAUCAUCAAUUGGAUUAUUUUAACUGUGAAAAUUUGAUCAUUAUUCAUUCCAUUGUUUUGCCCUUUGGUUUACCAACACAUUUGAAUUUUCUAUCUAAACUAAUUUUGUGUUUCAGACUGUACGUCGCAGGCAUAACAUAUUUUGAACCGCAAAUCGAAAUCAGGUAGCAUCGUCAUGACAUUUUUUUAAUGUAAAUAAAAUUGCACUUUUUGCACCUUUUCCCUUUCAACGCGUUAGUGCAUUCAUUUGUUUUAAGGACAGGGAAUAAUAUUAUACUGAUAUUGUCAAUUCUUAUGGGAAAAACAAGACAUCCUAUUCCUGCAAAGAUAUUCUAAUGGAAUAGCCCCACAGACAAACAAUAAAUAGCUCUGCUCAUAACUUGUAAUUAAUUACAGACUUGCUUAACUUUAUGAACUUUAAUUUUCUAAUUUUAGGUUUCAAUGCAUUAUAUAGCUAUUGCUGGUAUAAAUAUUCGCAUUGAAGUUUUGGUCUUCAUACUUUGUAUCAUAAUAAAUCUAUACGAUA
Molecule: messenger RNA, 2607 nt
Organism: Mya arenaria
Lineage: Eukaryota; Metazoa; Mollusca; Bivalvia; Myida; Myidae
Product: neuroendocrine convertase 1-like
Exons: 14
Coding region: 84-2000 (638 amino acids)
Biological process (GO): protein processing
Cellular component (GO): trans-Golgi network; Golgi membrane
Molecular function (GO): serine-type endopeptidase activity
Source: RefSeq, a predicted model, not a curated record